Messenger RNA from Diversispora eburnea, 2916 nucleotides. Lineage: Eukaryota; Fungi; Glomeromycota; Glomeromycetes; Diversisporales; Diversisporaceae. The record is from the annotation of a GenBank genome assembly.
AUGAGAUCUGAUGUAUUGGAUCCUAUUUGGGUUAGAUUAGUCGGUUAUUCGGGUACAAAUUUCAUUCUUAGUAUCCCUGGAACUAUAAUAAGUGUUUUUAAACAUUUGGAUCAAUUCAAAACUACAGUUUCAACUUCAGCCAGUAGUACGGAAGAACUUAAUGAUCCUAAUUAUCAAGUUGAAGAUGAGGAAUCCGGAAAACUAACAAAGGAAUCAAAGGAACCAAAGAAACCAGAGGAAUCUGUGCACAGGCCUACAAAAAUUGUUAUAAGAACAAGUAUAGCUACCGAAGUUUCAAAUUCUACUCAACAACCAAAUUCAAAUUAUGACGUAGAUAUCACUACCCCUGAGAAUCCUAUAAAUUCCACCAUCCCUACAAUUUCAAGAAACCGUUCAACGAGAAAAAAAGUUUCUAAUCGUAAAUCAUAUGGUCUAACACGCCGGGCUGCAAUUCGUAUGGCCGGUUUUUCUUUAGGGUUCGCUUUCAUAAAUCUUUUAGGUUGUGUCAAAACCAUUAUGAACAUUAUAGGUGGUAAACCUCAAGAGACAUCUAUAUCAAGUAACGAUUGGAUAGGUGUAUUUCUUGGAAUUAUAAUUUAUAUAGUAUUUGGUUUGCCUGAUAAAAAAAAAUUAUUUGAAGAAUUAACGUCUACAAUGCAUUUGGGUAGUGGUGAUAAUGGAUUACAAGAGGCUACCGUUUCAACAGAAAAUGAAGAGAGAAAUAAUAUUCUAUCUGAGACUAUGGAAUCUGAUGAACAAGAUUUAUUUGAUGACUUAUCAUCAAAUAAAAUAUUGUCAAUUGAACAUAUUAGAUUAAUGGUACGAGCACAAAAACAAAAGUUUCAACAGAACACCGGGUCAAAAUAUCAAAGAGCACCUUCUGACAUUAAAGUGAACCGAAAAUCACGCACUCCAAAAAUUAUAAGGAACACUCAAAUAAAUGAUAAUAAUAAUAAUUUAAAUUCCAAAUUAUUUAGGAACAAUUUUAAUAAUGUGAAUGUAAAAAAUGUAAAAAAAGGUAAGCACACACAAGAUACACAUGACUCACAUGCAAAAGAGUGUCGAUAUGGUCAAAAACAAGUUAAUGAAGAUAGAAAAAAUAAGGAAAAUUUUCGGAGAAAACAAAAAGAUCGUCUACCAUCUACUUUAAUGGAUUAUCGAGAUUCAGACAGCGAAUUUGCAAAACGUUGGGAAAAUGUGGAUCCAAGAGAUAUUAAUUGGCAAAAAAAAGUUGAACAAUCAGGGACGAAUGUUGAAACAGUAUCAAUUCCAUUUACUGAGGUAAUAAAAGAAAGGUUAAUUCCUUUACCAAUUUCAAAUGGUCCUAAAAAUUUAAGAAAUCUACCUCAAAAUAUCGAAUUAAAUCAGCAGGAAUUAGUACAAAUAGAUGAAUCUCAAAUGGAAUCUAUCUUUAAAGUCCAGGAUUGGUUAAAGAAUUUUCAGGAAUAUGAUAAUUCACAUUUCCUUGAUGGGGAUGACGAUGAUUUAUUAGAAUCAAUUAGUUCGGAUGAAGAAUAUCAGAGUUCUAAUGAAGUUUCUACCGAUCAUGAAGCAUCAACAGUAUCUGAUUUAAUGGUAAAACAACAAGAUAUUGUAAUACGAGAAAAGAAAACAGAUGAAAAUAGAAUAAUAAUUGAAAAAUUUUUGAAUACACUCGUGGAUAAAAAUUCACAAGGAACUAUUAAUCCUUUCAGUCAUUCUUUAGAUUCUAAUUCACUACAUGAUCUUGAUUCUUCCUAUGAAUCUUUCGAUGAUUUAUCACGGAAAAUUAAAAAAUCCGAGGAAAGUUUGAAUAAACUAGAAAGAAAAUUGAUACAAAAGGAAAAGCAACUGCAAUUGGCAUUAAAAAUUGCUCAAAACUUGGUGGACAAAAAAUUAACAUUGUUGGAAUGGGAACGUGGAUUAAAAAAGCAUGAAAAACAUGUAAAUUCGUUAGUAAAUAGAAUUAGUUCUAACAAAGAUAUAUCAUUUAUGAAUAAUAAAUUUGGAGAGAAAAAAGAAAAAUCAGAGAAACAACGAGCUGUUGAAUCUCGAGAUCAUGAAUUAUCGUCUCAUGAUUUUAGUGAGUCUGAUUGGGAAAGAUUAAUAAUACGUACAGCUGAAAGUGAUAGUGAGGAAUAUUUGGUGUCACCAACUAUGCCAAGUAAUCAAAAACAUCAAAAAUAUCAAAAUGAUGUUAUGAAAGAUCAAGAAACAUCAGAAUCCAAGAGUGAUGAAUUUGUGGUUUCCAUCGAUGAUACUGCUUAUAUUAAUAACAAGAAAUCCAAAUUUUUGGAUGAUGAGAGAAAUAAAUCUUCACAAAUUUCUAGUUUUGAUUGUAUUUUGUCUCAAAUGCUAAAAAUGAAUAUAUCGGAAAUUGGCGAUUAUGAAUUAAAUAGUGAAUACCUAAAAUCUUUUUCGGAUGAGAUUAAUCAAGAUAUUUCGGAAGAUGAAAUAUUACAAGACAAUACAUCUAAGGGAAAUAAUAACAAAGGAACUAAACCACCUGUUGAAAAUAUUAUAUGUUCUAAUAAAACUAACAAUAUAAUAGAUGAAACUUUUAAACAACAACCAAUUAGUAUUGAAAAUAGUUCAAUAAAUUCAUCAUCAUCUGUAAAUAAGGAUAAAGAUAAAUUCUUUUCAAUACUUUGGUCAAUAAUAGAUAAUGAUUCCAAACAGCCAAUUCAGAUUGAAAAUAAUAAUGAUAAUGAUUCUUCAAUUAGAUUAUUAUUAACGAAUAAAGAUAAUAAAGACAAUAAGGACGAUAACAAUUUAAAAUCACAAGAAAAAGUUGAUGAUGAUAAUAUAGAGGAUUUUUCAAUUCAAUCAUAUCAAAAUGGUGAAGAAAAUGGACUUUAUUUUCCAGAAGUUGUUAAUAACUUACCAAGUUGGAAAUCUUUUGUAGCAUAUGUUCGUGGCGAUAUGGACAGAAAAUAG